AUGGCUCUGAAUACCCCGCUGUCUCCACAAAGCCCUGCAAUCAGAAAUCUGUGGACGCUGGAAGUCGUGGACCCCUUUCUCAAUGGGAGGGUGAUGGCUGCAGAACGGACACUUCCUGAUUCCCUAGCAGAGAUUUUUGAUGUGCUUAGCGCUUUCGGUGAUGAGCCUUUGCGUAGGCGAAGAGCUGUCUGUGGUGCGGAUGCUUUCCAAAAUCACUACUUUCCUGGGGCUGAAAACAUUGCUGAGCGCUACAGCUUCGGUGCCAGAUCGUGGCAGCUGAACAAACUGGAGGUCCUGGGAGAUGAUGUUCAUGUAAACAGGCCUGUGAGGAGGCAAAAGGAGAUUUGGGAAGAUGCAGUAAGAUAUGAGAAGAAAAUUAUUCUGCCCCCUAGCAAUCUUGAUCUGGAGCGCAGCGUCCCUCCUCGCCCGCGGAUUAACCUGCGCUUGUUUGGUUGCAGGGAGGAAGCCAGGGAACCGGAGUCCUGGAGCACCUUGUCUCACACCGUGCACUCAGGGGACUACAGCGUGAAGCACCACCGCGGGCUCGAUGUUUACAUGCUGACGGCUGAAACCAAGGAAUGGGCAGCAGCAAGCUUGGAGAGUGACAUACGGCACCUUCGGAUGCACAUGCAGAGCCACCAGCACAUGAGUUUAAAGCAGAAGACUGAGCCUGUCCUGGGAGAUUCUGGAGACAGCUGUGCUAAAGGAGCAGAGCUAGAUGAACACCUGGCCACUACCUCUCAGAGCCCGCAAGAAAUGGCAAAAGAAGGAAGGCAAGAAGGUCCAUCUGAUCUUGUUCACCUGGACAUCGGGCAGCUCUCAGACCAAACCCACCAGGAGGAGAAAUGCAACAGCAGGAGUUCAGGAGGUUUUAAAGAUGCGCCCCAUGACUUGCUGAGUCUGGGGGAUGCAAAGAGCCCAGAGUGCUUCUGUGAAAGUAAAAAUACAGUGACGUUGAGUAAAGAGGAAGAGGAGGGGCCAACCUCUGCUGAAGGCUCUGGUACUUUAUCAGAUGAGGACUGCACCGUGGGCCUGUGUACAAGUGUAAACUGUGCCCUAAAUCUUCCAUCCUGUGGAAAUACAAAUGAGGAAGCUGGAAUGACAUCUGCUGGAGUUGGUUUGGAUCAAGCUGGUUUGUGCAGUAAAGACAGUCCCCAUCAGGAAGCACGGGCUGCCGAGGAGCGCGCAGCUGACAGCACUGUUACUGUGGCUGAAACUGCAGGCGAAACCCCAGCUUCCUUGGAGGGCGUGGAUGUGGCUAUGGGCCAAACCGAAUGCAGGAACUGUACAGGGGCGGCUGAGAAGGCUGUGGGCCAGCAGCAGGUAGAGGAUGGGAUGGCUGAGGCCGGUGAAAGGAGGACUGCAAACCUACUAGAGCAAUCACCAGCUAAAGAAGAGGCAGCCAGUACUGCUCAGCCCUUACUCAGUGGUUUUAAUGGCACUGAGUGUGCAGAUGGGGAGGAUGCAAGCAUGAGAGUGGUACCGGCACGUGAUGGUAUGACAGCAGACAGUGGCACUGGUGAUGUCUCUGUUGACCUUUGCAAGACUGAUGAUAAAGAGACUGGAGUGGACACAUGCACUGAUCAGGUAAACAGUGGCUUCUUGGACAGCCAAGGUGAUGCCUGUGUUGCCCCAAGGCAGAAUGUCACUGCAAGCACCAGCGUGGCAUUGCCGGCAGUGAAUGGAGUGAAGGCUCCUGCUUGUGCAUCAAAACCUGGUCCUGGUUUGGAAAUCCAUGGCAGUGGUAAGAGCGAGGAGCGAGAAGGGCAGGUGAAAGCAGAUGGAAAAUCCAGCUCGGUCUCACUGGAAGACAGUGUGGAAACUGAUGGCCCUGAUGCUAAACUAGAAAAUUCUGAAGUUGAUGGAUCUAAUCAAAGCAGUGCAGAACCUGUGUGUUGCCAGGAGAGUGGUAAGAUCACUGAAUGUGUGGCUGAAGCAAUGGAGGGCAGUGAAGUCUGUGAAAUGAAGCCAGAAGGAACUGAUACCAGCAGCAGCGGAGAUGGAGGAAGCACAAAUUCUGCAGAUGGAGGUCAGGAAGUUGCUAACUGUUGCCCUUCUGCUGAUCAAACUGUCGUUAAAGAUGAAAUGGGUGACAGCUUCAAGCCAAACACUGCUCAAGAGGGCAAAUGUGAGCCUGGACCAGUCCCUCCGGCGGAUGCGAGCCAGUGCGUGGCAGAAAAAGAGCCUGCACAAACCGAAGCAGAGAUAGCAGAAAGUGCUUCAGAGCAGGAGGGGCUGAGUGAGGAGAUAAAAUCACUCACUCCUCUACCCACCGUGAGCCAGGAGGGAGAUGCUGCAGUGGCACCUCCCGGGCAGGAGGCCGCUCUGCAAGGUAUCGACCCUGCAUUAGCUCCGUGUGCCAAGGACACAGACUGUGUGAAGGAUAAUUUAACAGACACACCCUCUGUAAUUCAUAAUGAAGAAUCUAAACAAAACCAGGAAGCGGUGGCGGCGGUGGCAGAGCUCGCCCAGCAGCACAGCGGGGAGCAUGGCAGGGUAGCUGCUGGAGCCAGCUGGCAUGGCGACCCCGUGGGGGACGAGGGCUCUCCGGAGCAGAACAGCUCUCAGGAGGCUGAAGGAGGCAAAGCUGAGGUUCACCUGGAGGCAUGUGCCAGUGACAGGGAGCAGGCUUUGUCAGAGGAACUUCAUGCCGCUGUUGUGAAACCCACUGCCUGCAGCCAGGUCGAGGCUGUGGCAGGUGGCAGUGAUGUGGAUGCUGGGCUGAAAGGAUUGGUCUCCACCAAAGAAGUGUGUGAGACCAAGGCAGUGGAUGCAGGAGAAGGCACCGGGCAUGAACCCACAUUGGUGGGUGAGUCACCAGGUGCGGAGAGCAACUGCAUUCCAGAUGCAAGGCUGAACGAAGGACAUGAUCCCAGUGAAACCCAACAGUGCAUCUCCCCACAUAGCAGCACCCCCGAAUUAAAGGAUGCUUCAGAAUUGGAAGCCCCGAGUGAUGCCUGUGGGGGUAAGGAAGUGUUAAGGCCAGUGGCAAUAACCCCAGUCACAGCAUAUCCAGAAGAGCAGGAGGAUAUGGAAAGCGUGCUUCCUCGGGCAGCGCUUCAUCCCAUCGCAGAAGAGCCCAUGUGUGACAGCGACUCCAGCACCGACACCGUUUGUCCGACCAGUGAGAGCGAUACCGGUCCCACUGCGAAAGCAGCUCAGGGGGAGGUCUUGGCUGAGCCCGAUGGAAAGCAAAGCCAAGCCGUACCCAAAUCACCUUUCGUGCCGUCUUCGUGCCGUUUACACGCUGUUGAGUCACUGGAAAGUGUGGGAGUAAAGAGUUUGGUUUCGGCAGAGAAUGGCUUCUCUCUGGAUAAGGUUCCUAAAAUGGUAAAAAGUUUUGAUGCGGUGGUUUUUGCAGCAGAGACACCUUGUUCCCCUGAAUUGCCAGCUGCAGAAAAAGUGGGGCUUGGGCCCCAGACUGCAGUGGAUGUGGGAGCCAGCCUGAAUGGAGAGAUGGAUUUAAGUUCCUCGACAAAGAAGAAGAACACCAGCCCAGCAGUGCAAGGAGUGGAGCCUGUUACAGGGAAGCUGGAAAUGAAAACUGAAGACGAGGUGGAUUUUCUGAAAGAUCGCCACGAGUGCGCAGCCCACGAGGAAGCGGAUUACAUCGAGCUGGUCAAUGCCAAGGUGUUUGAGGACCAGGAUUUUGACAGUUGCAGGUUUGAGUCGCCUUUGCCAGAACUUGAGCUGGUGGUUACAAAGCACCUCAUAGAACCAGGGGACCAGGGCCACCCUCCAGGGCUGGAUGAAAAGGCCUCCAAACCCUUCACAAAGCUCUGCGAGUGGAGCGGAUCCCAGCAGCAGGAGAUAAACCGUGAAAGCUGGUGUUCGCUGGAGCCAUGUCCUGAUUCCUCCCUGCUGGAACGCAAGCAGACGCGGGAGUCUCCAGAAUGUGAGAACUUCUUGGAGGAUGGGCUGAGCAGCGUCUGCGCCUCCUCACAGGGUGUCCUUAAAAGAGGGUCUGGGAGCGAGUCCGACCUGUUCCCCUUGCCUGGUGAUGGAAUGGAAGACCUCGUCUUUGGAAAGCAGCCUGAGGAGGAGCAGUCUGCCUCUGAUGUCACCAGCUCCAGUUCCUCUGCAGAUGACACCAUGUCCCUGGAGAGGAACUCAUCCCUGGGCAGUGACACCUACCUGCCCUUCCCGCCGACGGCGAGCUUCGUCCAGCCCAAGGACAAGCACAGCCUGGAUGGCAGCUGCACCAACAUGGUGGCCACAGAGGGAGAGAAGGAAGAGGAGCUGGACAGCAUCACGGAUGUGCCCACUCGUUCCUCCGUCUUGCGAAACUCCAUGCGGCCACUGUCACCUUUCCGCCGCCACAGCUGGGAGCCAGGAAAGAACGCCGCCAACGAAGCAGAAAUAAAUCAGAGGAGUUUGAGCUGGUGUCCCUCUGGUGUACAGUUCAUUCCCAUGGGUCCUGACUUUACUUGUAGAAGUUACAGCCUCGAAGGCCUUACUGGAGACUCUGGUGAGAACAAGAAGCCCUCUACAAACUUGGAGGCUUCGUCUCUGGGCUCCAAAGACCUCAGACAGAGUCCGCUUGCCAGCAGUCAAGACGGAUCCCUGGUCUUGCUCACUGAAGAACUUGAGCAGGGGGAGAUCAGAGACUACGAUCACCAGAUGCAUCAAACAUCGCAGCCACAAGGAUUGAAUUUCUGUUCUUCCACUGUUUCAUCUCCACUGACCAAAUCUACGUCUCUAACGUCAAUUAGUAAACCAGUGCUGGACAGUACGCAGGCAUCCAGCGGCUCCACAGGUCCCUCAGUUCAGAGCGUAUCUGAGGAGAGCAGCAGUGUCCCUGCUGGUAAAGGAACAAAAGUCAGCCGCACCUUCAGCUACCUCAGGAAUAAAAUGUCCAGCAGCAAGAAGAGCAAAGAAAAAGAGAAAGAUAAAGAGAAGACUAAAGAGAAGGACAAAGAUUCCAAGGAGAAGGAAAAAGAUAAGAAGCUGUUGAACGGACACCUCUUCACUGCAACCUCUGCUUUAGCCCAAGCAACCUGUUACCACUGUAUGAAACCUUUCAAUAAGGAUUCGUACUACUGUGCAAACUGCAAUGCAAUUGUUCACAAAGGCUGUAAGGAGAGUUUUGCUGCUUGUUCAAAGGUCAAAAUGAAG
Mesitornis unicolor (brown roatelo) is the source of this 5115-nucleotide messenger RNA. RefSeq names its product A-kinase anchor protein 13-like. Gene Ontology annotation, biological process: adrenergic receptor signaling pathway; regulation of Rho protein signal transduction; positive regulation of canonical NF-kappaB signal transduction. The transcript is spliced from 18 exons. The annotation marks the transcript as partial. Gene Ontology annotation, molecular function: MAP kinase scaffold activity. NCBI's taxonomy places the organism in Eukaryota, Metazoa, Chordata, Aves, Mesitornithiformes, Mesitornithidae. The record is from RefSeq and is a predicted model, not a curated record. Gene Ontology annotation, cellular component: membrane; actin cytoskeleton.